Messenger RNA from Mytilus californianus (California mussel), 1347 nucleotides. RefSeq names its product techylectin-5B-like. The record is from RefSeq and is a predicted model, not a curated record. The transcript is spliced from 8 exons. Bases 1 to 1254 code for a protein of 417 amino acids. NCBI's taxonomy places the organism in Eukaryota, Metazoa, Mollusca, Bivalvia, Mytilida, Mytilidae.
AUGGAAACAGCAGGAUUUGGAUGGACACAAUACAGAUGUCUAUUGGAGGAAUUUUGUGAACAAGAUGACACCGAAUGCCAGCAUCCUAACAGUAUAGAUGGUAUUGGGUAUCUGCAGCAUGACAGAAGUCAGCAAUCUAAUAUACUCCGUCGAUUGCAACAGCUCAGUAUGUUAGAAUGUGUAAGGGAAUGCUUUUAUACAUCACGGUGCGUCGCUGUGAACUACAGGAAGAAUUGGAAACUGUGCGAUGUACUUGAUGAAUUACCUGCUAUAGAAAAUCUGAAAGUAGAAGCUGGGAACAUCUAUACUAAACGAUCAACCUGGUCUAAGUCUUUAGCGGGAUCAUGUGCAGACCACACUUGCUUUGUCGGAGAAAAAUGUGUAAAACUUAGAACUGGUGGUAAUAACUGUUCAUCCGUUUAUUGUAAGGAUUCUGUCCCAAUCGCAGAUAAUGCUACUUGUAUUGAAACGUUUGGAUUAUAUAGAAAUUUGAAAGCUGGAAAUAAAUUUAAAUGUAAAGCAGGGUUUUUGAUGAUAGGACGUCCCUUCAUAGUAUGUAAUGAACCUGGAAAAUGGAAUAAGAUGUUCUCAUGCAAAGACAAAGGAUUUCUUCCAAAUGACUGCAGUGACAUUUCACAGGGAGGUGUAUCAGGGGUUUAUACAAUUUAUCCAAAUGAUCAAAAGUUAGAAGUAUAUUGUGACAUGGAAACAGCAGGAUUUGGAUGGACUGUUUUCCAAAGGAGAAUAAAUGGCACUAUCGAUUUUUUCAGAAGAUGGUCUGAUUACAGGAUUGGAUUCGGAAAUUUGAAAUCUGAGUUUUGGUUGGGAAAUAAAUUCAUAAACCUUAUUACAUCUACUGCAAAGUACAGGCUGUACAUUCACCUUGAAGAUUUUGAAGGGAAUUCGAGAUACGCAGAGUACAGCAACUUCAGUGUAGGAGAUGAAGCAAAACAUUACGUUUUGAAUGUGAGUGGAUAUAGUGGGGAUGCAGGAGAUAGCCUGUCGUAUCCUGGUGACCAAAUCCACAACAGCAUGAUGUUUUCCACCACAGACAGGGAUAAUGACAGAUAUACAGGCAACUGUGCAACAUCGUAUAAGGGAGCAUGGUGGUACAAUGCAUGUCAUAAGGCUAAUUUGAAUGGAGCAUAUUUAGGUGGAUUUCACAACUCAUUCGCCGAUGGUAUCGAAUGGUAUACUUGGAGAAGAUAUAACUAUUCACUGAAGUCUACUAAAAUGAUGAUUAAACGACACUAAGACACGUUUUCUGAUACUCAAAUUGACAUUUUUAAACGAGCAAAACUACGUUUUGUAAAAUUGGUUCAAAGAUGUAACCGAUAUCUUUUCUUA